This is a messenger RNA of Zygosaccharomyces rouxii, 1134 nucleotides long. RefSeq names its product casein kinase 2 catalytic subunit CKA1 (gene CKA1). Gene Ontology annotation, biological process: regulation of transcription by RNA polymerase III; regulation of transcription by RNA polymerase I; protein phosphorylation. Lineage: Eukaryota; Fungi; Ascomycota; Saccharomycetes; Saccharomycetales; Saccharomycetaceae. Gene Ontology annotation, molecular function: ATP binding; protein serine/threonine kinase activity. The transcript has a single exon. The record is from RefSeq and is a predicted model, not a curated record. Bases 1 to 1134 code for a protein of 377 amino acids. Gene Ontology annotation, cellular component: nucleus; cytosol; protein kinase CK2 complex.
AUGAAGUGUAAGAAAUGGUCACAGGCUCGUGUUUAUUCAGAUGCCAACCAGAGGCGAGAUCAGGAUUAUUGGGAUUAUGAGAAUUCGACAAUCAAAUGGUCAACCAACAACAGGUUCUAUGAAAUCGAGAACAAAGUGGGGAGGGGUAAAUAUUCCGAGGUAUUUCAAGGUGUUCAAUUAAGCACACGUCGAAGUAUUGUGAUAAAAAUGUUAAAACCUGUGAAGAAGAAGAAGAUUAAACGUGAGAUUAAGAUCCUUCUGAAUCUCUCUAAUGAAGAACAUCCACCUACGUCGGAGAAAUUUAAUAAAGUCAGUUAUUAUACGAAUCAAAAAGAUGAAGCCCUUCAAUAUAUGAGAACUUAUCUUUAUGAUUUACCGCAUAAUGGACAUGAAAAUAUUGUUCAAUUAUUGGAUGUGGUAAGGGAUCCAAUUUCAAGGACACCAGCCCUAGUAUUUGAACAUGUUAAUAAUAUCGAUUUCCGCAUUCUUUAUCCCAAGUUGACCGAUAUGGAUAUGAGAUUUUACAUGUUUGAACUUCUGAAAGCUCUUGAUUACUGUCAUUCCAUGGGGAUCAUGCAUAGGGAUGUUAAGCCACAUAAUGUAAUGAUUGAUCAUAAGCACAAAAAAUUGAGAUUAAUCGAUUGGGGGCUUGCAGAAUAUUACCAUGCCAAUAUGGAAUACAACGUACGUGUUGCAUCUAGAUUUUUCAAAGGUCCAGAAUUACUAGUGGAUUAUAGAAUGUACGAUUAUUCCCUUGACCUUUGGUCGUUUGGUACUAUGCUAGCCUCAUUAGUUUUCCAGAAGGAGCCAUUUUUCCAUGGAACUAGUAAUACCGAUCAGUUGGUUAAAAUUGUACGUGUAUUGGGCAGCGAGGAUUUUGAGAAGUAUUUGCUCAAAUAUGAAAUAACACUACCCAGUGAAUUUCAUGAUAUGGACCAAUACAUCAGAAGACCUUGGCGUCGGUUUAUCAAUGAUUCAAAUCGACACUUGAGUGAUAAUGACGAAGUGAUAGAUCUUUUAGACAACUUACUGAGAUACGACCACGCGGAACGACUCACUGCCAGGGAAGCUAUGGGUCACCCUUGGUUUGAACCAAUACGCAAUGGGGCAUACGAUCUUCCAGCGGGUAAGUAA